UGUAGAUCGACAGCCUUUAUUGCCCACGUUUUUAACGCUUGCCCUGUACGUGGAUUGAUUUUUUUUUCCUUCAGCAUUCCCUCACCAGAUGGAUUUUUGCUACUGCAGAUCAGCAGAGGGUGUCAGAUCUUUCUGAGUGCACCAGGCUGGAACGCAGAGCUUCUUAGCAACUCUCUUCUCUGCCCCCUCCCCAUUCUCGCGCUCUCUGCCUCGCUCAGACAACUCGCCCCCUUGCCUCCUCCCCCCUCCGCGUAAAUCUGAAAGAGCAGAAGAAAGAGAAGGAGAACCAGAAAAGAAGAGCUAGUGAGCGAGAGUGAGAGCAUAGAAAAAAAAAAGACUCAAGAGGACCGAAGGGGAGGAAGGAGAAGGAUGGACAGCCACAACAUGCAGCGAUUGCGGAAAUUUUCGAGCGCCAUUGGCUGGGCAGCGUGAGUCCUCCGGUCGGGCGUGAUUUCAGCACCGGGGGGACUGGACAGCACCUCGGGGGGACUUCUGGACAGCCCGCAUCCGCAGCCAGAACUCCACCAGCAGCCUCCACAUCAGAAGCCGCCGAAAACCCUGCUUUGUAUCAGAGAGGCAAGGUCAGUCCGAAGCACAGCCAUGCACAGGCAGUGCGCCUGUACUACGCUGCAAACCCUCUGCUUGUUUCUCUAACAUGCACUUGCUUCUGAUUACUAGCAUUGUUUCUUUCCUGGUUAGCGAGGACUACCAGACAAGAGUCUGAAAGGGUGUAUUUUUAAUUUGUAUGUACGUAUUUAACUUAGUUUGGUUAUUUCAAGGGGAUUGAGGGGGAGUGGGGGUUAUUACUUUUUUUUUCUUUUUCCCUUUUUUUCUCCUUUCUUUUUGCUUGCCUUGCACUACGUGCCUGGAUAGUUUGUGAAUAUAAUUAUUGACUGGCGUCUGGGCUAUUGCAGUGCGGGGGGGUUAGGGAGGAAGAAAUCCACCCCCACCCCCCCAAACCCUUUGCUUCUCCUUCCCUGGGUUCGGACAUUGGAGCACUAAAUGAACUUGAAUUGUGUCUGUGGCGAGCAGGAUGGUUGCUGUUACUUUGUGAUGAGAUCGGGGAUGAAUUGCUCGCUUUAAAAAUGCUGCUUUGGAUUCUGUUGCUGGAGACGUCUCUUUGUUUUGCCGCUGGAAACGUUACAGGGGACGUUUGCAAAGAGAAGAUCUGUUCCUGCAAUGAGAUAGAAGGGGACCUACACGUAGACUGUGAGAAAAAGGGCUUUACAAGUCUGCAGCGUUUCACCGCGCCGACUUCUCAGUUUUACCAUUUAUUUCUGCAUGGCAAUUCCCUCACUCGACUUUUCCCCAAUGAGUUCGCUAACUUUUAUAAUGCGGUGAGUUUGCACAUGGAAAACAAUGGCUUGCACGAAAUCGUGCCAGGGGCUUUCCUGGGUCUGCAGCUGGUGAAAAGGCUGCACAUCAACAACAACAAGAUCAAGUCUUUUCGAAAGCAGACUUUUCUGGGGCUGGACGAUCUGGAAUACCUCCAGGCUGAUUUUAAUUUAUUACGGGAUAUAGACCCGGGGGCCUUCCAGGACUUGAACAAGCUGGAGGUACUCAUUUUAAACGACAAUCUCAUCAGCACCCUACCUGCCAACGUGUUCCAGUAUGUGCCCAUCACCCACCUCGACCUCCGCGGAAACAGGCUGAAAACGCUGCCCUACGAGGAGGUCUUGGAGCAAAUCCCGGGCAUUGCCGAGAUCCUACUCGAGGAUAACCCUUGGGACUGCACCUGCGAUCUGCUCUCUCUGAAGGAAUGGCUGGAGAACAUUCCCAAAAAUGCCCUGAUCGGCCGAGUGGUCUGCGAAGCCCCCACCAGACUGCAGGGGAAAGACCUCAAUGAAACCACCGAACAGGACUUGUGUCCUUUGAAAAACCGAGUGGAUUCUAGUCUCCCGGCGCCCCCUGCCCAAGAGGAGACCUUCGCCCCUGGCCCCUUGCCAACUCCCUUCAAGACAAAUGGGCAAGAGGAUCAUGCCACCCCAGGGUCUGCUCCGAACGGAGGCACAAAGAUCCCAGGCAACUGGCAGAUUAAAAUUCGACCUACGGUAGUGACAGCGGCGGGGGGCGCCAAAAGCAAAGCCCCAGCCAACCGCCUGCCCUGCCCCGGGGGCUGCAGCUGCGACCACAUCCCAGGGUCGGGUUUGAAGAUGAACUGCAACAAUCGGAACGUGAGCAGCUUGGCUGAUUUGAAGCCCAAGCUCUCCAACGUGCAGGAGCUUUUUCUGCGAGACAAUAAGAUCCACAGCAUCCGAAAAUCUCACUUUGUGGAUUACAAGAACCUCAUCUUGUUGGACCUGGGCAACAAUAACAUCGCCACUGUAGAGAACAACACUUUCAAGAAUCUCUUGGACCUCAGGUGGCUGUACAUGGACAGCAACUACCUGGACACGCUGUCCCGGGAGAAAUUCGCUGGACUGCAGAACCUGGAGUACCUGAACGUGGAGUACAACGCGAUCCAGCUCAUUCUCCCUGGCACUUUCAACGCCAUGCCCAAACUGAGGAUUCUCAUUCUCAACAACAACUUGCUGAGGUCCCUACCCGUGGACGUGUUCGCUGGGGUCUCGCUGUCUAAGCUCAGCCUGCACAACAAUUACUUCAUGUACCUUCCGGUGGCAGGGGUGCUGGACCAGUUAACCUCCAUCAUCCAGAUAGACCUCCACGGAAACCCCUGGGAGUGCUCCUGCACCAUUGUGCCUUUCAAGCAAUGGGCAGAACGCCUGGGCUCCGAAGUGCUGAUGAGCGACCUCAAGUGUGAGACGCCGGUGAACUUCUUCAGGAAGGAUUUCAUGCUCCUCUCCAACGAUGAGAUCUGCCCGCAGCUGUACGCGAGGAUCUCGCCCACGCUAACUUCGCACAGUAAAAACAGCACCGGGUUGGCGGAGACCGGGACGCACUCCAACUCCUACCUAGACACCAGCAGGGUGUCCAUCUCCGUGUUGGUCCCGGGACUCCUGCUGGUUUUCGUCACCUCCGCCUUCACCGUGGUAGGCAUGCUCGUGUUUAUCCUGAGGAACCGAAAGCGGUCCAAGCGAAGGGAUGCCAACUCCUCGGCGUCCGAAAUCAACUCCCUACAGACAGUCUGUGACUCUUCCUACUGGCACAAUGGGCCUUACAACGCCGAUGGGGCCCACAGAGUGUACGACUGUGGCUCGCACUCGCUCUCAGACUGAGUCCCGGCCGGAAAAAGGGGAGGGCAGUGGGACACCGAAACAGGCACAGCCUCCUCCCCACCCCCCGCCGCACGCCUCCCAGAGGUCGGAGGGGCGUUGACCCAAUUCCAGAGCGCCCCAAGCCCCACGGACAAAAGUCAAUAAAUAACCAGGAACUCGCCCAACCGAGAGGGUCUGACCCCUCCCCCAGCUCCCUUCUGCAAACAAAGAGCAGACUGUUGCGAGCUGGGAGAACACAGCUCCCUCGCUCUUUGCUCGGAGCCCACGUUGACAGAAAGCCCAGCGUGGGCCCUGCUGGAGGACUUGACGGUGGCCUCCCCCUGGGCUCAGAGGCCGUGGGAGGGGGGUGGCUACCGCAGUUCUACACACACACACACACACACACACACACAUAUAUAUAUAUAUAUCCACAUCUAUAUAGAGAAAUAGAGAUCUAUUUUUCCCCUGUGGAUUAGCCCCGUGAUGGUUCCCUGUUGGCUACGCAGGGAUGGGCAGUUGCACGAAGGCAUGAAUGUAUUGUAAAUAAAUAACAUUGACUUCUGACCAAGAAACAACAAAAAAAAGUGCUGCAUGGCUCGCAUGGAACCCACGCACUCCAGGGACUCUUCACGCCCCUGCGACUGGAGAUGGCGUCUCAUUCACAGCCCCUACCUUACCUGAUAAGUCCCAUCGUAUCAAACUUUCUAUAAACAAGAUGCAGUAUAAUCAGAAAGUGCCAUUUCGCCAUUAUUUGUGAUCGGUAGGAAGUUCAGAUCGUAUGUUUACUGUGAAAAAAAAAAUGUAAAGGUUUUAUUUAAGACAUUUGCAUGGCUAGUCAACAGUCCAUUUUAUGAGUUCACAAUGUAUUUUGUUGAAGGAAAUUUUUAGGGGUUGUUUUGGGUUCUUUUACUUUGAUGGUGAUGUUUUAUUUUAUUUUAUUUUAUUUUUUGAGGGGGAAUAUUUUUCUAUACAUAUCCAAUAAUGCCUUCCAUCUGAAUGUAAAAUAAGUACCCAUGAUUUAUAUUAUAGUAUCAGUGUAAUUAUUUAAAAACAGAUUUUGAGGCAGUUAAGCAUGACCAAUUAAUGUCACUCUAGUGCUUAGGCUGCGAUUCUAUGGUAGCAAUUCUGUGCUGGUAUAAAUCUUACUUAUAAAGUAGGAAAAAAGAACUGAGGAAGCACGUGAAACUUACUAAUUCUAUUUGAGGAUUUUAUAAUGGCAUAUUUUUUCAGUAUUAAAGUGAAAAUGUUUUCAAAUCUGGGUCCUUACAUUUUUCCAGCUUCAUAUUUGCAACUGGUAAACUGGAUUUGCGGUGGAAGGGAUUUGGGGGAGGGGGAGGGGAACGCAGAGGGUGGAUUGCUACUUGAGCUGCAUUAAGGCUCUUUCUCUAAUCGCCUUACUUAGCUUUUUACCCUUGUAGCUCCUCUUUUUCCACUCCCCCACCCGGCUCUGACUUUAUCCGCUGUCCUUAAAGUAGGGUCUUCCACCAACACACUCCCCGCUCCCCAACCCCUUCUAAUGCGGCAGUGAAUCCCUUUAUUAAUACUGGAAAUCCCCUGCCGCUGCUUUUGUUGGUGCGGCCCUCACUGCAGAUAUAUUAAGCAUGUUAAGAGAGAUUUGAUUUAAUUGACUCUGCCUAGAUCAGUCUCAUUAAACAGAGUGGAGAUUUCAUUGGUCAGCACUCUUCAAUGAAAGACAACCCUAAUGACUGGUAUUUGAGAUGCUGCUGGCAUUUCCAAUUCAACAUCUGCUGAAAAAUGGUAGAACUAAUUAGUGCCCACCCACCCUCCCCGCCCCAGCAACUGCACAUGGAAAUUUAUUAAAACACCCUUCUUUAUGGAAAUCAAUCAUUAUCCUAAACAAGUAUUUCUCUCCCACCAUCCGGAUUUCUGGUUGGGGCUCAGUCGUUAACAAAAAAAGCAAUGAACUGUUUGAAUUUUAUGAACCAGUGUUAACUCUGACCUGAGUCAUAUUCCUCUGGGGUUUUGAACCAAGACUCUUUGAUUGUAGUUAGGUUGCAAAAAGCAAACAAAAAUGUAAUGGGGUCUAUAUUCUACCACAUACACAUCUUUCAGAAGUAGGUUGAGAAACUAUAGACUACAGACAUACAUAUGUAUGAUGUUAAAACAACUAAUGAAAACCUUAGAAAACUCAGUAGAUUGGCCAUCUAGAACUCGUAUUCUAAAGGGAAGUGAUUCCCAAGAACAGUGAUGUUCUGGAGGAUGUAUUACUUAACACUUUUAAAAUAAAAUCUUUAUUAUAUACCA
Messenger RNA from Oryctolagus cuniculus (rabbit), 5420 nucleotides. The record is from RefSeq and is a predicted model, not a curated record. NCBI's taxonomy places the organism in Eukaryota, Metazoa, Chordata, Mammalia, Lagomorpha, Leporidae.